Haliotis rubra (blacklip abalone) is the source of this 558-nucleotide messenger RNA. Its product is annotated as aminopeptidase N-like. NCBI's taxonomy places the organism in Eukaryota, Metazoa, Mollusca, Gastropoda, Lepetellida, Haliotidae. Gene Ontology annotation, biological process: peptide catabolic process; proteolysis. The transcript is spliced from 4 exons. Bases 1 to 558 code for a protein of 185 amino acids. Gene Ontology annotation, molecular function: protein binding; zinc ion binding; metalloaminopeptidase activity. The record is from RefSeq and is a predicted model, not a curated record. Gene Ontology annotation, cellular component: cytoplasm.
AUGGACAGGCGCGGUAGGAACGUCCUUCACUGGGCCUGUUUGGGUGGAGACCUGGAGAUCGUGAAGCUGAUCCUGUCCCUGAACGUGGUGGACAUCAACGCCAGGGGCAACAGCGGCCGACUACGCGAGACGCUUUGGACAUCAGCGAGUGGUGGAUCUCCUGGUGUCACGUGGUGGACACUGAAGUCGGUGUCGAUCACAGACGAUGGACAGUUUGCCUUGAUGCGUGUUCCAGACAUGAUCGCGAUCCCCGACUUUGCAAUGGGCGCCAUGGAAAACUGGGGGAUGAUCACGUACCGUGAAAGUCUGCUGCUGUACAAGGAGGCUGUCACCAACAACUAUGCUAAACAACAGGUCUUGGUGGCAAUUGCCCAUGAACUGGCACAUCAGUGGUUCGGGAACCUGGUGACACCGAAAUGGUGGGACGACUUAUGGCUCAAUGAGGGGUUCGCCACAUUUGUGGAAUAUAUGGGAUCGGAUCUAGUAGAGCCUCAAUUUAAGAUGUUUGAGCAGUUCGUGGUGCAAGAGAUGUUUCCUCUAUUUACGUCAUCUGGGUGA